AUGAAAGAUAGUCCUUCGGCGUACUAUAUUCAUUGUUUUGCACAUCAAUUGCAACUAACACUUGUAGCUAUUGCUAAAAAACAUGUGGAAGUUGAAGACUUUUUUGAUCAUGUUACUAAUGUGUUGAAUGUUGUUGGAGGAUCUUUUAAACGUCGAGAUUUACUUCGUCAUCACCAAGCCAAAAAUUUGAAGCAAUCACUUGAGUCCGGUGAAGCUCAUACUGGACAAGGAUUAAAUCAAGAGCGUGGGUUUCAAAAAUCGGGUGAUACUCGUUGGGGAUCACAUUUCAAAACAUUGGAUAAUUUUCUUGUUAUUUUUUCAUCCAUUGUUCAUGUGCUUGGAUUGGUUGAAAUUGAAGGUUCUACUUCAAGUAAUAGAAAUCAAGCGGAAUAUCUUUUGACAAAGGUUAGAACAUUCAAAUUUAUUUUUAUGCUUCACUUGAUAUUGAAAGUGUUGGCCAUGUCAAAUGAUUUGAGCAAGAUUUUACAAAAAAAAGAUCAAGAUAUUGUUAAUGCCGUGGAGUUUCUUAACAUCUCAAAGAAAAGAUUGCAAGAUAUGAGAGAGAAUGGGUGGGAAUCUUUGUUGAAUGAUGUUUCUUCAUUUUGUGAUUCACAUGAUAUCUUGAUUCCCAAAUUAGAUGAGCCUUAUUUUUCCGGAAAGUCAAAGCGUAAGUGUUUAGAUGUUUGUUAUUCGCACCACUUGCGUGUUGAAAUCUUUUGUGCGGUCAUUGAUGUGCAACUUCAAGAGCUUAAUGAGCGUUUUGAUGUAGUGAGUAGUGAUUUGCUACUUGGGAUGGGUAGCUUGAAUCCUGUCAAUUCUUUUUCUAACUUUGACAAAGGUAGAAUCAUGACUUUAGCAAAGUGUUAUCCAAAUGAGUUUGAUGAUGGAAAGCUUCGAGAUUUGAGUUACCAACUUGAUACCUUCAUAAUUCAUAUGCGAGGUGGUAAUUCCAAGUUCUCCAACUUGCAAGGAAUUCGUGAUUUGGCAAAUGCAUUAGUUGAGGCAAAUCUUGUGGAGACUUAUUCACUUGUUUAUUUACUUGUGAAGAUAAUUUUGAUUUUACCCGUCGCUACGACAACUGUUGAAAGAGCAUUCUCUUCCAUGAAGCACAUAAAAAAUGAAGUGCGAAAUAGUAUUGGUGAUCAAUAUUUAAAUGAUCGUUUAGUAUGUUACAUAGAGCGUGAUGUAUUUGCAAAUGUAAGUAAUGAUGUCAUCGUUGAUUGUUUUCAGAAUAUGAAAACUCGUCAUGGGCAAUUGUAA
This is a messenger RNA of Capsicum annuum, 1260 nucleotides long. RefSeq names its product zinc finger MYM-type protein 1-like. The transcript has a single exon. Bases 1 to 1260 code for a protein of 419 amino acids. Gene Ontology annotation, molecular function: protein dimerization activity. NCBI's taxonomy places the organism in Eukaryota, Viridiplantae, Streptophyta, Magnoliopsida, Solanales, Solanaceae. The record is from RefSeq and is a predicted model, not a curated record.